Messenger RNA from Sugiyamaella lignohabitans, 936 nucleotides. RefSeq names its product translation initiation factor eIF2 subunit alpha (gene SUI2). Lineage: Eukaryota; Fungi; Ascomycota; Dipodascomycetes; Dipodascales; Trichomonascaceae. The transcript has a single exon. Bases 1 to 936 code for a protein of 311 amino acids. The record is from RefSeq and is a predicted model, not a curated record. Gene Ontology annotation, molecular function: translation initiation factor activity; RNA binding; ribosome binding. Gene Ontology annotation, cellular component: eukaryotic 48S preinitiation complex; eukaryotic translation initiation factor 2B complex; multi-eIF complex.
AUGGCUGAAAUUAAUACUACUACUAGUAGAUUCUAUGAAAAUAAAUAUCCUGAGGUUGACGACUUAGUUGUCGUCAAUGUCAAGGAGAUUGCGGAUAUGGGCGCAUAUGUUAAGCUUCUUGAGUAUGAUGAAAUUGAAGGAAUGAUCUUGCUCUCUGAGCUGUCCAGAAGACGUAUUCGUAGUAUUCAAAAGUUGAUUAAGGUGGGCCGUAAUGAAGUGGUUGUGGUAUUACGUGUUGACAAAGACAAGGGAUAUAUCGAUCUGUCGAAGCGAAGAGUUUCGCCUGAAGAAGCUGCCAAAUGCGAAGAAAAGUACAACAAAUCAAAAGCUGUUCACUCAAUCUUACGUCAUGUUGCUGAAAAACAUAAGAUUUCCCUAGAGACCCUAUACGAAACUCUUGGUUGGCCACUAAGUAGAAAAUAUGGUCAUGCUUACGAUGGUUUCAAGUUGGCAAUUACUAACCCCGAAACUGUCUUCGAGGGCAUUGAGCCACCAUCCAAGGAGAUUUUCGACGAUCUCAUGGGUCAGAUUUCAAGAAAACUCACCCCCAACCCUGUCAAGAUCAGAGCUGAUAUCGAGGUCACCUGCUUUGGCUACGAAGGUAUUGAUGCCGUUAAAGAGGCUCUUCGGGCCGGUGAGAGCCUACACACCGAGCAAGUUCCUGUUAAAGUUAAGCUAGUGGCUGCCCCAUUAUUUGUCUUGACUUCUACUUCGCUUGAUAAGCAAAGAGCUAUUGAAACUUUGAAUCAAGCUAUUGAUAAGAUCAGAGAGUCUGUUGUUGCCGCUGGCGGUUCUCUUAAUGUAAAGAUGGAACCCAAGGCUGUUACUGAGAACGAUGAUGCUGAGUUGGCUAAGUUGAUGGAGAAAUCCGAGGCUGAAACUAGACAAGUUUCUGGUGACGAGUAUGAAUCUGAAGAGGGUGAGGAUUUUGCAUAG